UUUUCCAUGGACACGUCAAAUCCAGAAAAUUGGAGUUUAUGGAAGCAACGAUUUGAUAUUUAUGCAACGGCUAUAGAUUUACCUGCAAAAAGUAUUCUACAGCAGCAAGCCAUACUGCUCCAUAUUAUCAGAGAGAAAGGCUUAGAAAUAUACAAUAAUUUCCAUUUAGAGGAAAAUGCCACAAAUUUGACAGUGGAUGAAAUCUUAGCUAAAUUCAUGGACCAUUUCCAGCCAUAUAAGAACACUAUCUAUAGUAGAUAUGUAUUUUUCUCGCUUGUACAGAAGUCAGGACAAACUGUAGACGAAUUUGUAACAGAGCUUCGUACAAAAGCUCAAGGAUGCGAUUUUGGCACCCUAACAGAAUCUCUUAUAAGAGGCAGAAUUGUCUUAGGCACACAAGAUGAUAGUAUCAGACAAAAAAUGCUGCAAGAUCCAACAUUAACAUUGGCCAAAGCAAUAGACAUGGCAAGAGCGUCUGAACUAUUUAAGCACCAAUUAUCUAAAAUCAGGGCAACAGAAAUAACAGUGAACAAGGUGAAAAGUCAGUUUCCAAGACAAAAAGAUAAACCGAAAAAAAUCGAAUACGUGUAUGACAAAUAAAA
This is a messenger RNA of Centruroides sculpturatus (bark scorpion), 602 nucleotides long. RefSeq lists its product as uncharacterized. The transcript has a single exon. The record is from RefSeq and is a predicted model, not a curated record. Lineage: Eukaryota; Metazoa; Arthropoda; Arachnida; Scorpiones; Buthidae. The coding region runs from base 7 to 600 and encodes 197 amino acids.